AUGAAACCCACGUCUAUUAUGGAAAUCGCCGUCCUCGCCCUCUCAGCCCAAGCCACGGCUAAACCAACAUCCUGCUCCACCGUCUCCCCAGUGACACUUACCUUCUACGGAUGGCCCGACAACGACCCGCCUAGCGCGGAGAUAGCGUAUGACUGUGGACGGGGGUAUAAAGCUGGAGGAAACGGGACGUACAACAACCCUCUAACGGCAGCAAGUGCGCCGGGUGAAUUCGAUGAAUGCGAGAUUGUCUAUCUGCCGUAUAUUCAGAGAUAUGUAAGGGUUGAAGAUACGUGUGCGACGUGUACCACAAACUGGAAUAAUAAGCAGCACCAUAUCGAUAUCUGGAUCGAUUCAACGGAUUUUGAUGAGGGUGGAAAGGUGACGGAUUGUGAGAAUACGUUGACGCCAAAACAUGGGAUUCGAGUGAUUCGGAAUCCGGGGGAGAAGUUUAGGGUUGUGGAGGAACCUUUAUAUCUGGACGGAAAGUGCUAUACCGAGCUUGCGGGUUAUAGUAAUACGGAUUCUUGCGCUGAUGCUGGUCCUGGGCCGUUUGAUGUCGGGGAUGGCCAUGAGCAUGAGCAUGAGCAUGACCAGCACCAUGAAGACGACAAUGGCGAUGAAACGACCUCCACAGCAAAAUCUAUCUAUAAUUCAGUCCGGGAUUCUAACCUUGGAAUUCGAAUUCUAGUGCUCACCGUUGCUUAUUUCCUUUUUCAGUAG
This is a messenger RNA of Aspergillus chevalieri, 720 nucleotides long. RefSeq lists its product as uncharacterized. The transcript is spliced from 6 exons. Bases 1 to 720 code for a protein of 239 amino acids. The record is from RefSeq and is a predicted model, not a curated record. Lineage: Eukaryota; Fungi; Ascomycota; Eurotiomycetes; Eurotiales; Aspergillaceae.